Colletotrichum godetiae is the source of this 1539-nucleotide messenger RNA. RefSeq lists its product as uncharacterized. The transcript has 2 exons. NCBI's taxonomy places the organism in Eukaryota, Fungi, Ascomycota, Sordariomycetes, Glomerellales, Glomerellaceae. The coding region runs from base 121 to 1371 and encodes 416 amino acids. The record is from RefSeq and is a predicted model, not a curated record.
UUGCUGAUUUUGUAUUCCACCUGACAUCGUGAGUGCCUUUAUAGACACAUUGCCUGUCUUGGAGGGGUUCUUACCAUUGCCACCCUGGGCAUUGGCAUCUCUGCUCAGCAGCUGAUAACAAUGCGAAUUGACAAUGUCCCGGAUCUUGAUGCCUCUGGACUUCCAGCCCCCGGACCCGUGUUCCCCCGUACGACGACAGUGCAUGGAAGUGGAACCUCAAUACAAUUGCCAUUCUCGACCGAUCUUGCCUUGAGCGCGGGAUUCCUAUCCACGCAUGUCAAUUUUCUAGAAGUGGUCUGUCCAACGGGGAACUGUACGUGGCCAAUCAUUCCUACCAUUGGUGUCUGUGGCGCUUGCGACAACGCCACGAGCCGUAUUAAAGUUCUAGACCGGGACCCAAGCUCAUGCGGUGUCGUUCUGUCCAAGGGGGCCAAUUUUGGUUUUCGGCCCUGCGAUGGUAUCGAUGUCGAUGCUGUCGAAGGCGGGCUGAAGCUAAAAUAUUUCCAAAUGCAGACUUUGUGGCUUCAGAGCGAAACGGACAUAGUCCCAUUUCCUGGAGGUCCCAGAGAAGACCGCAUAAUAUUCGCCGAGUUUGCGGUCAUUGGGACUUCCCUCAACGUAUCAUCAGAUUUGUUUAAUUAUUCCAUCCCGGAAGACCCUCAGGCAUACCACUGCGGUCUCUGGUACUGCGUUGAGGCUCAUGAAGUGCGUGUAGACGCAGGCAUCCUGAGAGAGGAGGUUGUCGGAGCUUGGAGUGAAGCACGUUUGGACGCCGACUACGGUGGAGGGACCUUUCAGAACCUCCCAGACUCAUUCUCCGCAGACCCGGCCGAGGAAUUCAAAGUGAUUGAGCCCUUCAUCUUCUCGGACCUCAAUGGUAAUGCAUCUAUAACCGACCUGUCUGAAGGGAGCGUUUCGUUUUAUGACACGCGAACGACGCGCGGAAAGGCUCUGCAUGAAGCCUUUGGCGAUAUGGACUCGUUCAUCGCCAAGGUCGCAAGGAGUCUGUCUAACGACGCCCGUGCGAAUUCCACUCCAACAACGCGCGGCACCUGGUACCGAGGAACCUCAUACGUAAACCAGGUCAACGUCGUCGUGCGAUGGCCCUGGAUCACGUUUCAGAUAGUCAUGGUGCUGCUCUCCUUUCUUUAUCUUGUGACCGAGAUGAUCAGGACGGCAAGAAAGCCCGACGUACGGCCUUGGAAAGACGAUGCGCUGGUACCGCUUUGGAUCGAGUUGGACAAGGACAUGAGAGAACAGGCUGCCAAGGGACUAGAUGAGCCCGAUGGGAUCAGACGGCGGAUUGGCAAAGAUUCGGUACAGCUUUUGAGUGGAGGGAAGGGAUUGCGGAUUCCGGCUGCUACAGGAUGAGAUUUCGAGUGGGUAUAACCAUAUACAUAGGGUUUACGUUGUUAUUAGUCUUGAUGUGACACCUAGGUGAAGAGGCUGCUGCAUGCUGUGAAGCCAGUUUAUAAAGCAGACUACGUUCUAUACCCAGCUUAUAGAAUUCGAGUCUUUAGCCUCUAUAGAGAAUUGCAG